AGGAGCAGAUGCCAGCAUUAUUGGAAAGAAUUAUUUUGUUGAGAGUGGAAGUGCAAUUUAUAAUAAUGAUGAAGCCAUUGAUUUUAGUGAAUAUAGUACAGUAUUAAGCAGUGAUGCAGUUAGUCUGGAAAAAAUUCGUGAAGAGGAAAUAACUGUUUAUGAGAAAAAAUUAAGUAGUGAAACAUCAUCAAUGUUUCAUCGCUUUAUACUUAGAA
This is a messenger RNA of Paraglomus brasilianum, 215 nucleotides long. NCBI's taxonomy places the organism in Eukaryota, Fungi, Glomeromycota, Glomeromycetes, Paraglomerales, Paraglomeraceae. The record is from the annotation of a GenBank genome assembly.